Syzygium oleosum is the source of this 1886-nucleotide messenger RNA. RefSeq lists its product as uncharacterized. Lineage: Eukaryota; Viridiplantae; Streptophyta; Magnoliopsida; Myrtales; Myrtaceae. The transcript is spliced from 2 exons. The record is from RefSeq and is a predicted model, not a curated record. Bases 514 to 1341 code for a protein of 275 amino acids.
GUCGUCGUCGGCGCGAGUGUUCGUUCUGAUUUCUUGCGAGGCGCCGGAGAUCUUGAAAGGGCCCGUUCUUGCUACCGUUCUCUCGAUCGGCGGCCCGGCGGCGAAUCGAUCGGGAGUGCUCGAAAGGCCGCUUCUUUGAGGUUUUCCAAGUGCAAAUGGUGAAUCGACAUGGAUUUUAAAGUUGCAAUCCAAAUGGCAAAUAGGAUCUGAAGGACCCUGAACAACUUAAAUCUGAAAAAAGCACUGACUUAUCAAUUUGGGGUUGGGAUUCAGGUCUAACACGGGUCCCAGUUUGCCUUAAAAUGAAGAUUAGGUCUAAUUCCCCGAAGAACUGAUGUUCAUUUUUUUGGUUGUAAAAGUUCAUGAUAUUUAUUCUAUGAGAGUAAAUGCUUGCUCGUCUGCAACUGGCAGUUUUGCCAUUUCUCGAGUCGUUUCUUUACUUUUUCUUGAAAGAUUUUCCCUGUGUAAGUCAUUGACCAGACUAGUGAUGAUUUGUCAUUCACCUUCAACAAGAUGCAUGGAUUCUCCACUGUUGAUGGCUUUGUGGAGAUAACUGAAAGCUUGGCAGAGAUGAUCAAGUAUGUGGCGAAUGAACCUUCAGUGGGGCUAUUUUACAUUCUGCAGCACACUCAAAAUUCAGUGCCCAACGUUAUUAGUCUCAAGAAUAAUGUUGCAGGGAAAUCACAAGCAACGAAUCUGCAUACUGAGGACUUAGAAGAUUCUAUUACAAUGAUGAGGUCAAUGAAGGAUUGUGGGUUCCCCAUUGUUGAUGACAUGAUUGGUGAUAUCAACAAAUCUCUAGCAAUUAUGUCAGCAAAACAGCCUAAAAGAGGAUUGAUACACAACCAAUCCUCAGGUUUUGAAAUGCGAAGAAUUGGCUCGUCAGGGCCAACCACUUGGGGACGAUCUACCUUUUUUGACCAUCAAGAUGGUGAAAGGAGUGGAAAUUACUUUUCCAAUGUUCUAAAGUCAGCGAAACAAAGGGCGAGCAAUUUUAAGUGGUCUAACCUUGAUUCCCAAGAACCUAUGCAGAUGCAGGGUGAGAAACAUUUGAUUUAUACUGAUGAACCAUCAUCAGUUGCGGAAACUAGCUCAAGCUCAACUCUGCCGGUGGUUGAGUCUGAUGAACUGCCAUUAUCAAGUGAGGUUUCUGAAGAACUGCAAGAAGAGAAAGGAGGAGAAAGCCACACUACUCUCCCCUUGCCAAGCGAUCAUUUGUUGCCAGUGUCAGAAGACUUUGAGAGUUUUAAAGCUAAUAGAGAAGCAAAAUUGGAGGAGUGGCUGGGAGAGACUGGUCACCGUAAUAAUUGCAAUGGAGCGACUAAUGUGGAAACAGCUUAGCUUGAUCCGCCGCUGUUUAAAAUAACCACCCUUGUACCUUUUAUCAAUUGGGAUGUAAAUAUCUGUCCAGAUGAUGAUCGCUAUUGACUGAUUGCUUACUACGAAAAAAAAUUCAUCACUGUGGUCUUUUCAGAGAGAGCGCAGCUAAAGUUACAGAUGACUCAAGGCUCUCCUACGGAGAGGAAGAUUGCUUUCGGAAGGCAGCUUCAGAGAAAUGCAGAAAGUACUUGCGUCAGCCUAGCAACUUAUCAGCAGUGACAGUCGUGCAUGUAUUCUGCAUAUGUUCUAGUUUCUUGGGUCCUAACAUUACGUCUUAUCGAUUCCUAGAUGUGGAACUGCAUCAGGAGUCUCCCAAAACUGAGCUUUUUCUUUUAUCUUCUUGUGAAGUAGUUGUAUAUUGCUGGCUUGCUUAUAACAGUUUCUCCUUUGUGAGAAACUUUUUUAAUGAGUGAGGUGAUGUAUCUGUAGCUUGUUGUGGAAUAAAUGUCCGUGUACUUAUGCCGGUUUUAUUCAAUAGGAGUUAUGAGGUGAAUCUUUGAGACAAA